This is a messenger RNA of Durusdinium trenchii, 1110 nucleotides long. NCBI's taxonomy places the organism in Eukaryota, Dinophyceae, Suessiales, Symbiodiniaceae. The record is from the annotation of a GenBank genome assembly.
AUGGCGCUGCGAUGCUUGCGGCAGAAGGAUUUGGCGGAGAACUUGAAGUCGGAAGAGUUCGAGUUGGUGGUGAAUCUGGUGAUUGGAAGCCGGGACAUGGCUGAGAAGAGGCUGCGCUCUUCGUCAACACACAUGUCUUCCAGGAUCCAGGUAUUUGUUCCAAAGAAAGGUCCAAGAAGCGUGGCCGUGAUGGCGGCGGUGGUGGAGAUCAAAGAGACAAGGAGACUCCUGAAUUUUGGGCAGGACCAUGGUCGCGAUGAGGAGGACGACUGGCAGGCUGACCCCCAGCAAGAGCUGUACAACUCCGAGGUGGCCAUUUCAAUGCUCAUUGAGUACAUUGACGAGUACAUGAAAGACCGGCUGCGCAUUUGCGAGCGCUUGGUUGGAGCCUUUUGGCCACGAUCGCCUGCCCUGUCUCACUGGAGCACCAUGGUGAAUCUCUGCAUGGUGGGAGAGGGAGCGCAACGAGUAGGCCAGACUCCCAUCACCUCACGGCAACGGCUGUGCUUGUUGUACGUCAUGGAGGCCGCCGUCAGGCGUGCCGACGACGAGGUGCGCACGGCACGGCCCAGCGAGAAGGAUAAUGCUGCGACCCGGAUGAACGAGGCGUGCAUGCACAUCAUCCCGGAGAUUCCAAGACUCAUGGACCUUUGCAGACCCGAGGAAGAGCAGUUCCUUUUGCUGACACAUGUUUGCAAGAUGCUGGUCGAGUAUGCCGUUCAAAGUGCCCAAAGCCAGGCCAAGCUCUCGGCGAACUAUGAGAUUGAUUUUAUCAAUGACCGUCAGGUGCUGGUGAACUCGAAGGUGCUUUGCCAAGGCUUGCGGAAGGCCAUCGAAGACUUGUCGCCCAUGGAGACCAUGAAGAAUAGUGCUGACAGCUUGUUGGCCCUCGCUCGGUGCUUCGAGGAAGCAAAGAACACCUUCCUCGACCUCUCGAAGGAGGAGCUCCGGCCGGUGAUGAGCCGCUUCCUAGUGCUCGCGAACCGCGGCAUUGACCCGAGCUCAGUGAGAGUGACGUGCAGAGAUACGUCUUUUGGCUCCAUGCCGAUGGUCCGACGGAUGCUGAAGCUCCUGCACGAGCGAGUGGAACUCAUGAAGGCAGUGGUGUGA